AUGCCCUUCAUGUCCUCGGCCGUCGCACCACCACCACUGACAAUGUCGCAAUCCGGUGGGAAAGAGAUGGCGAACAAUGUCUUUAUGGAAGACUCGGACAGUGAUGAUGACAUGAACGUACCGCAGCAACCAUCGACUCUGCUUCAACAGCUUCCAAGAAGCAGCCAACUACCUCCGAAUCUCCCAACCGCUUCACAAUCGCAAAGCACGCAACCACCGCAAAGCCAAAGUCAAUCUCACGACUUGGGUUUGUCGCUCUUUGCCAAACGCACAAUUCACAACCCAUUAAUCUCAUCAACCAAGACCCCAACCACCACAAGAGUCGCCAUCCGCACAUCAUCUGGCAAGUCUUUUUCUGUCGGAAAGAAGCAAAACACCGAAGCUCUGUCAGCCGAACGACUUGCAGCUUCACGCUCAGACAUUGCCGAGGGAAGAGCUCAAAGAGAAUACUAUGGCAUCGACAUCCACAAUUUGGUCAACGAAGCCAAAGCCCAACAAGUUAUUGACCAAGCAGAAGCUGAGAGGAAAGCCGCCCUGCCAUCUAUAGAGUCACCUCUUCCACUCGACGGCGCACAAAGAAAUCAGCGAACACUGAUGUGGACGGAGAAGUACAGAGCGAAAAAGUUCACAGAGCUGGUGGGAGAUGACCGUACACAUCGCUCCGUCAUGCACUGGCUCAAGCGCUGGGACGACAUUGUCUUCCCCGGCUCAAACAGAAAACCGAAACAUCGCAAGAAUGCAGAAAAUCCUGUCGAGGAACGAUCCCAUCGCAAAGUCUUACUGCUUACUGGUCCUCCGGGUCUGGGAAAGACGACACUCGCUCAUGUUUGCGCUAAACAGGCUGGGUAUGAAGUCCAAGAGAUCAAUGCUAGUGAUGAGAGGAGUAGUAAUGUCGUCAGAGGCCGUAUCAGAGAUAUGGUCGGUACGGAGAACGUCAGAGGUGUUGAUUCAAAGACUGCUUCUGGCAAAGUUCGCAAAGCCGGCCGUCCUGUUUGUGUCAUUGUUGAUGAGGUCGAUGGUGUAGUGGGAGGCAGUGGAGGUGCAGGCGAAGGCGGUUUCGUCAAAGCUCUCCUCGACCUCGUUGCUCUGGACGCGAGAAACACAAACAAGACUCACUCACAACAAGCUUCUGGAAAGAGAAAAGGGGACAAUUUCCGCUUACUUCGACCACUUAUCCUUAUCUGCAAUGAUGUCUAUCAUCCCUCUCUACGCCCGCUACGACAAAGUACAGCUGCCGAGAUCAUCCACGUCCGGAAGCCAGCUAUUAAUUCCGUCGUUGCUAGAAUGCAGUCAAUCUUUGACAAAGAGAAUAUCCCGCACGACAGUGAUGGUGUGAGAAAGCUAUGCGAGGCUUCCUGGGGUAUGAGCAGUCGCAAAGAGGGCGGUUCAGGCAGCAGCACAGGAGAAGGCGAUAUCCGCGGUAUCCUUGUCGUAGGCGAAUGGAUCGCAGCCAGACUACGAGCUACCCACGACCCAUCCGCAAACUCCAUGCAACGACUCACAAGGCAUUGGAUUGAAGCCAAUAUCCUAGCUGAUCUGUCUCAUGGCGGAGGAGCAGCCAGAGGGGUGGGUCGUGGUGGGCCAAAAGAAGUAGUCGAGCGUGUCUUUAAAGAAGGCGCUGGCUUCUCUAAACCAGCCAUGCUUACUGCUCCCUCUGCCUCUUCGUCCAGAGGACCGAAAGGUGUAGCCGAAGCAAAUAAACGACAAGCCAUGGAUAGGCUCAGAGAAAUGGUAGACACAUCUGGGGAUAUCGAUCGCAUCAUGCUCGACUGCUUCACCAGCUACCCAGACCUCCCCUUCCAAGACGACAAUUACCUCUCCAAACCCUCUGCCGCAUACGAAUGGCUAAAUUUCCACGACCAGCUAUCUUCAGCCGUCUUCAGCCACAGCGAAUGGGAAUUAGCCACCUAUCUCGCCCAACCAAUCCUCGCCUUUCACAAUCUCUUCGCAACGCCUAACCGUGGACAUUCCACCAACAAAGCCUGGAACGACAAAGAAGAAGAAGACGAAAGUCCAGCACCAUUCUCAGGCCCUCAAGCUUCCUACCACGCUCACGAAGCGCGAAAAGCAAAUCUAGAAAUCCUGCAGACUUUGCAAUCUUCCCUCUCUUUACCUCUGUUGCGAAUGUUUCCCUCUCCAAAUUCCCUGACUACGGAAUUCAUACCCUGGAUUUCGAAAAUGCUGGCACCGAAUGUUGCACCGGUCAUUGUGCAUAAUUCCGCUUCCUCCACGGCUUCUGUGCGCAAAGCUAGUGAAAAGGUUCUGGUGGCAAGGGCUGUUAAUGCCAUGACAGCAUCGGGGGUUCGCUUCCAUCGUACGAGAUUGGAAACAGAGGGAGCGAACAAAGCAUCGGGAGCGCAGCAAACAUGGGUUUAUCGCAUGGAACCUGCGAUUGAUGAACUUUGUUCUUAUGAAACUCUGGAUACUUUAAGAGCUGGGGGUGUGGUGGUAUCAGGGGAUAAAAGCAGAUUUUCCGUUCGUCAAGUGUUGGAGCAGGAGUUUUGCGUGCAGAGUAAGAAAACUGCCGAACUUGCUAGAGUUGUUCGAGGAGGAGGAGGAGGAGGUGGUGGUAGGGGGGCAGGGGGUAUAAUAUCGUUGGCUGACACAGUAGCAGGGGUUUCUGUUCCUGCAGCAGAGAUGGCGGGGAAGAAGAGUACAUUAAAGAGAGAUUUCUUUGGUAGAGUACUCGUAUUAGAAGAGAAAGAGGAAGAAGAAGAAGAAGAAGAAGAAGAAGAAGAAGAAAAAGAGGCAGAAGGAGAAGAAGCAGCAGCAGCAACAACAACAAAAAAGAAGAAGAAACAGAGGAAAGAUGCGACGGGAGAUGGCAAGGAGGAGAGGGUAUGGAUCACUUUCCACGAAGGGUAUUCUAAUGCUGUUAGGAAACCCGUGUCGCUUAGGGAGUUAUUGGGGGCCAUGUAG
Messenger RNA from Aureobasidium subglaciale EXF-2481, 2919 nucleotides. RefSeq lists its product as uncharacterized. The transcript has a single exon. Gene Ontology annotation, molecular function: ATP hydrolysis activity; ATP binding; DNA binding. The record is from RefSeq and is a predicted model, not a curated record. Gene Ontology annotation, cellular component: nucleus. NCBI's taxonomy places the organism in Eukaryota, Fungi, Ascomycota, Dothideomycetes, Dothideales, Saccotheciaceae. Bases 1 to 2919 code for a protein of 972 amino acids.